CACCUUCCUUCGCCACCAAGCAGUGAGCAGGAUCGACAACGGGGCAGCAUCAGCGAAGGAUUCGAAAAUGUCUUCAGCAGCAGCAGCAGCAGCAACAUCGCCAGCGGGCCAGGCAGUCGGCAAGGGCCAGAGGGUCCAGGUGACCGAGCAGGAGAUCGUGCAGAUCUACCAGGGAAAACGCAACGAGCUACAGGCUCUUGCACAGAAGAUCGGCGAGCUCGAGGGCGAGGCGGAUGAGCACAAGCUCGUAAUCGAAACACUGCUAGAAGCGCGGGCCAAGGACCCGUCUCGCAAGUGCUUCCGACUGAUCGGCGGAGUCCUUGUCGAGCGGACAGUUAAGGACGUGCUUCCGGCCCUGACAGGGAACAGCGACGGGUUAAAACAUAUGCUGGAGCUGCUGGUCAAGCAGUACGCCGAAAAGGAGAAGGACCUGCAAGAAUUCACACGAGAGUAUGGCAUGACGAACGCUUCCGCUUGACACUCCUGUGGCCUCGAUUCGGGGCUGAGCAACGCCAGACCUAUGUUUUGUGCAAAAAGCGAAAGAGCAUGCCAUGCCACCGAAAGCUGCCACCCACCCUUCUCUUCCUUGCCUUGCAGGGAGAACCGGUAGCGGUGAACAUGAGACAGACUGCGUGUGCGAGGAGUGCAUAGCCAGGCUCCUUUUCAUCUCGGGAGCACUCGCUUUGCAACAAGCUCAUCUUACAUACUCCGACUGCCUUCGCGGGAAUGAGCGCAUAGCUGCUACUGCAAGAGGCAGCAAUAUUGACCCGCCUCGCCUCCCUCGGGCGUGAGCCGUCCCAUGCUUUUGAAAUGGCAGGGUACACAAGGGCCCGCGCACGCGCACGCUUGCGGAAGUGAGGAUGUAGUGAGAAUGACAAAAGUAGACAUGCAAAUGUGCGAGAAAUUGCGAACUAC
Molecule: messenger RNA, 915 nt
Organism: Tilletiaria anomala UBC 951
Lineage: Eukaryota; Fungi; Basidiomycota; Exobasidiomycetes; Georgefischeriales; Tilletiariaceae
Exons: 3
Coding region: 68-478 (136 amino acids)
Biological process (GO): protein folding
Cellular component (GO): cytoplasm; prefoldin complex
Molecular function (GO): protein folding chaperone
Source: RefSeq, a predicted model, not a curated record